AUGGCUGAAGUGCAUGCCUCCCAGGACCUCCCUGAUGGCGAGGGUGCUCGGGUCGGAAUGUUUUCGGCCAGAUUUGAUGGGAAGGAGACGGAGCAGCUGUUCCGACGCGUGUACAAACUGCUUAAAUCCUGGAACUACCCGGUCCUGAUGGUGGAUGCAAAAGCGGGGAAGGAUUUCGGAGACUACACAGCGAUGUAUCUUGGGCGUCUUCUUGAGAGCCGCGAUGGUGUGAUGCUCUCGGUAUGCACGUGGCACUAUGGAGAGGUCACGAAGUCGAAGUACUCCUCAUAUGAGGAGCUCAAGUUUGCCUAUGGCAACGACAUCGAGAUCCUCCCGCUUAGGUUGUGCGACAUGUGGCCACCGAAGCCCGACUUUGGCCCAAACCAUGCUUGCGAUAAAGAAGGAUUGGCCAACGGGUUCCUCAACAUGGCCUUCCCACCAAGUAAGGUCUUUGUGGACUGCCGGGGUAAAGAUGAACACUGGAUCGCUGCUCAGAUUGCCGAAGCGCUGCAUCGCCCUGCAGAGCGUGACAAGGCGGACAGUGGAGAAGUCGAAGUCGCAAGGCAUCAAGACAAGAAGGACCCGAACGAAGAGGCCAGGGAACGGCUGCUUGAUUUGCUGGAGGAUGCAGAAGAGGAAGAGGAUGAGGUGAAGCUCAAAAUGAAGAACGCGCCCAGCCACAGCAAACGAAUUGUCGUCAUUGGAGGAAGUGGGGUUGGCAAGAGCAGCUUCUGUGGCAUAUUGGAUGGCACCCUUCGGAAAGGUGAAGACAAGAAGUGGACCUCGAGCUUCAAACUUGGCCACGGUGCCAACUCAGAGACGAACACUCCGGACUUGCGUGUCUGCAAUUGGCGAGGCCAUAGCGGCGACGGCGAGCUGCCGAUCGUCAUCAUGGACACGCCUGGCAUGGAAGACACCAGAGGCCCUGCGAAGGAUCUGGAGCACAUGGCCAAGAUCGCCGAAUGGAUCAACAGCAUCGAGUACAUUCACUUAUUGCUAUUACUCGUGGAUUCCUCCGUCCGCAUUACCGACAGUCUCCGGCGAAUUCUCGAGUUUUUCCAGGAAAGAUUCGGGAAGGAGAUGUGGCGGCACACCAUGGUGGUUGUCAACAAAUGGCAGUACGACGAGCGCACCAUGGACAUGCGUGAGGACGGCGACCUUCCCACGUGCAAGCAGUUUGAGGAGGAGUUCCGCAAAGUGUUGCAGCUGCCAACGCGCCGCGAGGCCAAGGACGGCCAUGCCGGGUUGGGUUUGACAGAAGCAGACUGCAACACCAUGCUGCGAUUUUCCUUCGUCGACACCCUUUACCGCCGUCAGAGUGAAACAGAAAGUGCGGCUAUGGAGAAUGAGCUGGCUCAAAUGCAGCUGACCCUGCGGUGUUUGCCAAACUGGAAGGUGCGGGUCCAAGCCCAGUCACCAGAGCUGAAGCAACUUAUGGACGCCGUGCGCUGCACCAACCUUGCCGAGGAGCUGAAACAGGUCUUUGUUGACGUCAAAAAGGUGGGCAAGCUGCCAGAAGAUGUGACCGACGAGAAGCUGAAGGCCGUGGAGAAAGAGGUCGAACGGAGGUCCGAGUUUGAGAAGGUACAGCAAGCUCUUGAAGAGGCAGAUGCUGCAUUGGAUCGAUUCCAGCACACCGGCAACAAAGCAGAUGCGGAGCUCUGUGUGCAUAAGGUGGAUCUUGCCUUUUCUGUUCCGAAUGCAGCAGAUGCUCCCAAGGCUACUUCUCUGCAGGCGUACAAGCAAGCCCUCCAAGCUGUGCUUAAUGGUAACAGCCCAUCGUACCAGGACUUGCCCGAGGCUUCAAGCAAGUUCAAGCAGAAAGCGACUAAGUUGCUGGAAGACGCACAGACAUUGCAGCAGACAUGGCAAGAUUUGGGCGGCGCUUUGACAGUCUGGAAUAUCAACCCGACCCCGGAUGUGAUGCGUAAACUUGUGAAUUGGGCGAUUCCGAAAGGAGUGCAGUCAGAAGCAGCCAUGGCGCAAAACCUCUCUGAGAGUGUGUUGAACAUUCUCGAUGCUGCGGAUCGUGUGCACAUGAAGAAUUUGCAAGACUGGCAUGCCUACAAGAACCCGAGUACCAACGCAACCACUGCUGACAAGGUGCAGCUGCUGACAGCACUCUUGAAGAGGUCAGAGGAUGCAUCGGUGCAGGCCUCCCGACUACAGGAUAUCAGGGCAGCUUUGCAGUUGGAGAAAGGAGUGGAGGCUGUUGAAGAGGUGCAUGCUGCUCUAAAUCGUUUCCAACAGACAGGCAGCAAAGCUGAUGCAGAGCUCUGCGUGCAGAAGUUUGAGUUGGUCCAAUCGAAGUUCCCGGAGUCUGUCGGGAUUGCUGAUCUGAAGCCGUUCAAGCAAAUCCUAGACGCAGCGCUUUCAGGUCACAGCCCAUCGUACCAGGACUUUGCCAGCGCUUCCAGCACAUUCAAGCAGAUGGUGGACAGACUGUUGCGAGAUGUACAGCAUCGCCAAGUGUUUUCCAAGGUUCUGUCAUCCUGGGGCAUCAGCCCAACCCCGGAUGUGGCGAGUCAGUUUGCCGAUUGGGCGGUUCAGAACGGAGUGCAAUCAGACGAAGACUUGGCACGCAACAUCUCUGACAGUGUUUCGAACAUCCUCACUGCUGCAGAUCGUUCCCACCUCAAGAACUUGCAAGACUGGCAUGCCUACAAGAACCCUGGAGGGAGCAGAACCGCUGCUAAGGCCGUGCAGGUGCUGACAGAGCUUCUAAAGAGGUCAGCAGACGCAGGUGUUGCCGAAGACCGUCUCCAACAGAUUAAAGAUGCCUUGCAAGAUGCCAAGGCAGACGAGGUGCGCAGUGCUACGACGCGUCCCCUCAUCCUACCGGAUGGUAUGCCUGACAACAUACCUGACGGCCUUGGUUGCCGCGUCGGUAUGUUCUGCUGCAGGUUCGAUGGGACCGCAGUGGAGCAUAGGUUCCGACAAGUAUACCAGGUCUUGAAAGACAUGAACUACGCAGUGCUAAUGGUGGAGGCAGCUGCCGGGCCAGACUACGUAGAAAUCAACGAGAGGUACCUGCAACAGAUCAAGGAGGGCAACGGAGUCUUGCUCGCCGUGUGCUCUCAGCACUUUGCCGAAGUCACCUCUUCCCCGGCCUCCUCCUACGGGGAGCUCAGGUUUGCGUACGACCAUGAUGUCGACAUACUUCCCUUGAAAUGUGAUGAUUGCUAUCCACCCGAUCCCCCCUCCGGGCCAGAUCACCCAUACGAUAAGGCAGGAAAGGCCAGAAAGCUCAUCGCCCUCGCGAUGCCACCAACCAAGGUCUUCCUGGACUGUAGGGAUAGGGACGUGAGCUCGAUCGCCGCCCAGAUCGCAGAAGUGCUCCAUCGGCCUCCGUUCCGCGAGGUGAGCGUGCCGGACCGGACAGGAAUGCCACUCCAAGUUCCUGGCAUUCCAAAUGGCAUGGGUGCCCGCACGGCAGUGAUCUCGGCCAGAUUUGAUGGAGGCGAGAUGGAGAAGACGUUUCGGGCAGUUCACAAGCUCCUCUGGGAGCUAAAUUAUACCGUGCAUAUGGUGACAGCCAUGCCCGGGCAGGAUUUUGGAGAGAUGACUGCGAGGUACCUGCAACAGAUCAAAGAGGGCAACGGAGUCUUGCUCGCCGUGUGCACUCACCGUUAUGCCGAAGUCACCUCUUCCCCGGCCUCCUCCUACGAGGACCUCAGGUUUGCGUACGACCAUGACGUCGACAUACUUCCCUUGAAAUGUGAUGAUUGGUAUCCACCCGAUCCUCCCUGGGGGCGAAAUCACCCAUACGAUAAGGCAGGAAAGGCCAGAAAGCUCAUCGCCCUCACGAUGCCACCAACCAAGGUCUUCCUGGACUGUAGGGAUAGGGACGUGAGCUCGAUCGCCGCCCAGAUCGCAGAAGUGCUCCAUCGGCCUCCGUUCCGCGAGGUGAGCGUGCCGGACCGGACAGGAAUGCCACUCCAAGUUCCUGGCAUUCCAAAUGGCAUGGGUGCCCGCACGGCAGUGAUCUCGGCGAGAUUUGAUGGAGGCGAGAUGGAGAAGACGUUUCGGGCAGUUCACAAGCUCCUCUGGGAGCUAAAUUAUACCGUGCAUAUGGUGACAGCCCUGCCCGGGCAGGAUUUUGGAGAGAUGACUGCGAGGUACCUGCAACAGAUCAAAGAGGGCAACGGAGUCUUGCUCGCCGUGUGCACUCACCAUUAUGCCGAAGUCACCUCUUCCCCGGUCUCCUCCUACGAGGACCUCAGGUUUGCGCACGACGAUGAUGUCGACAUACUUCCCUUGAGAUGUGAUGAUUGCUAUCCACCCGAUCCUCCCUGGGGGCCAAAUCACCCAUACGAUAAGGCAGGAAAGGCCAGAAAGCUCAUCGCCCUCACGAUGCCACCAACCAAGGUCUUCCUGGACUGUAGGGGAAGGGACGUGAAGUCGAUCGCCGCCCAGAUCGCAGAAGUGCUCCAUCGGCCUCCGUUCCGCGAGGUAGAAGAAGAAGCAAUGUGA
Molecule: messenger RNA, 4473 nt
Organism: Symbiodinium sp. CCMP2592
Lineage: Eukaryota; Dinophyceae; Suessiales; Symbiodiniaceae
Source: the annotation of a GenBank genome assembly